UACUUCCGGUUUAGAGUGUCAGUGGUUCAGCUCCAACAUGGUGGCGGACGCGUGUGGGUCUGCAUGUGGAAUUAACGAUAUACACAAACAAUAAUACAUUUGGUUUGUCAUCCCAUCAGUCUUUAAGUUUAAGUUUGUAUUUCACUUCGGAAAGGAAAUAACGGAUUUGUAGAAACGCUAAUCAAAGGCAGACAUGCCACACAAAAAGAAGAAGUCGUUCAUCGACAAGAAGAGUGCGGUGUCCUUCCACCUCGUUCAUAGGAGUCAGAGGGAUCCUCUGGCAGCUGACGAGAAGGCUCCCCAGCAUGUGCUCUUACCAGCGGCGAAGGCGGAGGUCGAUAAGCGGCGUGAGGAGCAGCGAGAGUUCGGCGUGUUCUUCGACGACAACUACAACUACCUGCAGCACCUGAGGGAGGGUUCCCAGCCCACCGAGCUGGUGGCCUCCACCUUCCCCCAGAAGAGCACCAUCCCCCUGCACAUCCGAGAGGAAGACGAGGAUGGCGAGGAGGAAAUGGAAGUCCACGUCAUCCCUGCAGCAUCCAUCAACUUGCCCUCCUCAGUGUUUGCCUCAGAGUUUGAGGAGGAGGUGGGGCUUCUCAACAAAGCUGCCCCCAUAUCAGGGCCCCGGCUGGACAUGGAUCCUGACAUUGUGGCUGCUCUGGACGAUGACUUUGAUUAUGACGACCCUGAGAAUGUCCUUGAUGACGACUUCAUCGUCAAGGCCAACACAGGGCAGGCUGUAGGCGGAGAUGAAGAUGAUGACGAGUGGGAGGACACGGAUGAAGGUGAGAGCGGCGAUGGGAGCGACUGCGACUCGAUGGGCGGCCUGUCGGACGGCGACGAGGAAGGGAGACGGGAGUUCCUGUUCAUGAAGGAGGAGACGAGGAGUCGCUUCACCGAGUACUCGCUCACCUCGUCCGUCAUGCGCCGCAACGACCAGCUGACGCUGCUGGACGACCGCUUCGAGAAGUUCUAUGAACAGUUUGACGAUGACGAGAUCGGAGCGCUGGACAACGCUGAGCUGGAGGGCUUCAUCGACCCCGACAGCGUAAGACUGCGAGAGGUGCUCAACGACUACUUCAAACAGAAGGAGAAGGAUUGUCAGAAGCUGGAUGACCUCGGCCCAAAAGAGCUUCCUGCAGGAAACGAGGAAGAGGAGGACGAAGAUGAAGACCAGGGGAUGGAGACGGUCGUAGUCGAGGCUCCCGCUGAGAAGUGGGACUGUGAAACCAUCAUAAGCACGUACUCCAACCUGUACAACCGCCCUAAGAUCAUAGAGGAAGCGCCUAAGUCCAAAGCCAUUUGCGUCUCCGCCAAGACGGGCAUCCCCCUGCACGUGCUGCCGGCACGGGGGCCCACGGCGCGGCAGGUGGAACGCAUGGAGCGCAUCAACGACUCGGACCUCCCCCGCGCCGCCACACAGCUGCGCCCGCGCCACGAGAACACGGACGACCGCAAGGCCCGCAAGCAGGCAAUCAAGGAGGAGAGAAAGGAACGGAGGACGGAGAAGAAGGCAAACCAGCUGGCGUUCAAGCAGGAGAAAGCCUUGCAGGAGAAACAGAUGGUGGGGCUGAGGGCCAACGUGCAAGGCCUGAAGCUCUCCUAACAACAACAACAACAACAACAACAACAACAACAACACUGAAACCAGUCCUGCAACAGGUCCCCAUGUGCUCAUCACUGCUCAUCAAACUCAAAACUGGUUGAUUGAUUGACUGACUGCUCCUUCCCAUUCAGGAAUCAGGAGACAAGCACAUGUAAUGACUGACCUAAGAAUCGCGUCUCACCCAUAGGUUUACCGACCGAUUACUCUUUUCAUGGUCUUUUUCCAGGGAGGUGCUGGAGAGUGGUGACAUUCAUUGUAUUUAAUUUGUAUUAAACACCUUGUAUCAAAACAA
Messenger RNA from Clupea harengus (Atlantic herring), 1898 nucleotides. It is a transcript of the gene ltv1, whose product is annotated as LTV1 ribosome biogenesis factor. Gene Ontology annotation, cellular component: preribosome, small subunit precursor; nucleus; cytosol. Gene Ontology annotation, biological process: ribosomal small subunit export from nucleus; ribosomal small subunit biogenesis. Lineage: Eukaryota; Metazoa; Chordata; Actinopteri; Clupeiformes; Clupeidae. The record is from RefSeq and is a predicted model, not a curated record.